GAGGGAAGAACACAGUGUUCAAGAUGCCGUCUACCUGCUGUGUUAUAAACUGCAAUAGUCGUUCUCACGAUAGAAGUGGCCUAAAAAAAGAAGUGGCCUUUUAUCGUUUUCCAGCGUGGAAAAAUAAUAGUACAAGCCAUGUUUCAGAGGUGACAAAAAGGCGACGAAUGGCAUGGAUAGCAGCAGUAAGGAGGCCCAAGAUUACCUUCGAUAACACUCCACCACACAUGAUGGUGUGUUCAAAGCAUUUUCACAAAGGCAAACCUGCCUAUGAAAUGUUGGAGUGUGAUCCUGACUGGGCCCCUUCUCUGUACCUCGGCCAUACUGAGGUCAAAGCUACGAACACAGACCGGUUCAAGCUGUUUAGGAGAAGAGCGACGAGGUCACAACAACAGCAACCCCCAUCGCUAGGCACUGACAACACUGGUCCUGAGGCUGAGUUGGAAGCUCACAUGAAUCAACCCCCAUCGCCAGGCACUGACCACACUGGUCCUGAGGCUGAGUUGGAUAAUGCAGCACCUUUAUACCCAGACAACACUACACCUGCACCUGCAACUGAGAUGGAAGGUCCCGUGAAUCCACCCCCAUCGCCGGGCACUGUCCACACCGGUCAUGAGACUGAGUUGAAUGAAGCAGCACAUUUGUUCCUUGGCUGCCCUGGUGCUUUAAACGAUGUUGAGUCUGUAGACUGGGCUCCUACAGUUAACCUCGGUUAUCAGAAAGGUAAGCCCAUGUCAGAAGCAUCGCAUAUACGAGAGGAAAGGAUGAAGUCCAGAGACGAUCAACGUAGAUACGCAAAGGCCUUGCUGGAUCUCCAUGAGUCAGCUGAGAACCCAGAGCCAGAUGACAACACAGAGAUGUUACAUGAUCGACAAGGAUCACGGCCGUUUCAGAAGAACCGGCGGCGCCUGUGGCUGCAGGCGAUUAAACGUGUUGAUUGGAGUGAGGACAUAAUAAAAAAUGCUCGCGUCUGCAGCGCCCACUUUAUAUCAGGUGAGGCGUCAUUGGACUCUAGUAGUCCUGAUUUUGUGCCUUCUGUGUUUGUGUACACAAAACCGAGCCAGAACCCCGAAGCAAAGUUGGAGAGGAAAAGGAGGAGAGAUGAUAGACCUAUAACGGCAGCAAAACUAUGUGUUUCUUCUAAAACUCUGAAACAAGAAUGCAGCAUGGAUCAUUGUCCAGGCGUGAAAACUUCACCCCAAACUGCAACUCUAGGGUGUGUAAUUGGCAUUUCUCCAAUGGCAAAGCUGCUGGGCCAUCACGAUUCGCAUGGAAUGAGGGGAAGACAUUCCAAUUCACUGACCACCUCAGCCAUACCCCUAAAUGGAAGAAACAAAUGGUCCCAAUCAGUGAGUGGAGUUGCUGCAGAAGAUGAUUUUGAUGAAGACUUUGAGGAUGACGAGGAAGAGGACGAAGAAGACCACAGUCUUGCCGAGGAUGGUUCAAAUAGCCUGAAAAGUGAACCCAAGGGAGAAUGGCUUACCAGAAGAAAUAACAUCAAGUUCAAGCAAAUAAAAGGUGCAUCCACAAAACGAGUCUAUACUCGCUCUGAUGUAGCUCUUGGGCAGCUGACCAAACGCUUCAUGCAGUUACUUCUCACAGCGCCGAAUGGAAUCCUUGACCUCAAUGAGGCUUCGCAUAAACUGGGCUCACGAAAGAGGCGGGUCUAUGACAUCACCAAUGUGCUAAAUGGCAUCCAUCUCAUCAGAAAGACAUCCAAGAACAAGAUCCAAUGGGUGAGUUCAUCACCAGUCAGCUGCUUUGGAAGCCAGUGGACUACCAAGACAAAAGCUGACCUUCUUCAUCUAAAGUCUACCGAGGAGGCCCUUGACUGUCUCAUCAAAGACUGCGCCCAUCAGCUCUUUUCCCUGACCGACCUCAAAGACAAUGCUGACUCAGCUUAUGUCACAUACGAGGACAUCUGUCAGAUUGGAGUCUUCAUGGAUCAGACUGUUAUAGCCAUCAGGGCCCCAGACGAGACCAAGCUAGAGGUGCCCACUCCUACUGAGGACUCUAUCCAGAUCCACUUGAAGGGUUGCAGGGGCCCCAUCCAUAUACAUACUUGUGAGACAGAGGGACCAAGUGAUUCUGUGGAUUCAGCAAAAGCAGAAUCAAAACCUACCAGGCCUGUCUGCUUUCUAACGCUAGAGGAGAGCCGGAUACGCACACAACCACUUGUAUCAGAUGUUUCAAGCACUGUAGCAGCUGUACAGAGUGCAUAAGGACCAUAGAAACUAUAAAAGUGGAGCCUUUUGUUUCUUGGAGAACAGACAUUGUUGGAGAGACCAUUGUGCACACACACUCAAUCUCCUAGGCUUUUUAAGUUGAAAGGAAUAUUCCGGGUUCAAUACAAGUUGAGCUCAAUCGACAGCAUUUGUGGAAUAAUGUUAAUGACCACUUAACUGAUACAAUUAUGAGCAUCACAUUUCUACCUAUUCAAUUUUUUGCUUUUUGAUUUAAAAAAAAAUUAAGAAAAGGAGGGACUAGUUAAAAUUUUAAUUUUUGUAUUAUUUUUUGGUAAUCAAUAUUAUGCCACAAAUGCUGUCGGUUGAUCUUAACGUGUGUUGAACCCAGAUUAUUCCUUUAAGACAUCUAUUGUGCAGAAUUUUGGUUUGUAAAUACAUGUUUUUUUUUGAACAGUUGAGAGUAUUUUUAUAUAAGCAUUAUGUUAACCCAUCUAAACUUGUAGGAUGAUUUUGAAAAUGGAAAAUUCUUUCUUGGACUACAUUGUAGUGAAUAAAAUAAUGACUGUGAUGGUCAGAUAUGGAUGAAAUACUUGCAGUGUUUGAUC
This is a messenger RNA of Xyrauchen texanus (razorback sucker), 2791 nucleotides long. RefSeq lists its product as uncharacterized. The coding region runs from base 24 to 2222 and encodes 732 amino acids. Gene Ontology annotation, biological process: regulation of transcription by RNA polymerase II. The transcript has 15 exons. Gene Ontology annotation, molecular function: protein dimerization activity; DNA-binding transcription factor activity, RNA polymerase II-specific; RNA polymerase II cis-regulatory region sequence-specific DNA binding. The record is from RefSeq and is a predicted model, not a curated record. Lineage: Eukaryota; Metazoa; Chordata; Actinopteri; Cypriniformes; Catostomidae. Gene Ontology annotation, cellular component: RNA polymerase II transcription regulator complex.